UCCCCAAAGCAAGGUACAAUAAGAAACAUGUUUCUCUGAGUCUAUGUGCACUUAGUCCAGAAUAUGGAUGGAAUUUCAAUUUCAUAGGGUAGAUCUAGAUCUAGCUCUAGCCCAAGGCAACUAAAUUACUAAGUGACUAUUCAAUUUUUCAAGCUUUUGUAAGCUGAUUAAUAAAAUAAACUUGACCAUGGGGUUAAUCGCUAGAUUAACUCACCAACUGUGCAACAAGCAAUGUGCAUCAUCAUAUCUUAAAAUCUAUCACCGGACAUUAUGUAUAAAAACACAGUUAACCUCUAGGAAGAUUUUCUUCACUCAAAGUCAUACCUUUUUAGGGACUAAGUUAUCAAUCAAUUCCAACAAAGGUAAAAAUCAUUUAACAUUUUUUCAAUGUGGGCAUAUAUCUUCACUUUCUAAUGAGGAUUUUAUGAUGCUUCCUGUGUAUUUGCAUGCAGAAAAGCAUAUAGAAAAUACAGCCAUUGUAGAUGCUGAAGGAUGUUUUACCUAUGCAGAACUUUUUCAUCAUAGCAUGUCUGUAGCUUUAGAUAUAUUAAAAUUGUUAAAUGCACAGACUAUGAAAUUAAAUGGAGAAAGAAUUGCAGUACUGACUGAACGCAAUGCCUUAUUCUCGAUAUGCCAGUUUGGAACAUGGUUUGUUAAUGGCGUGUCUGUGCCACUAUGUGAAGCCCACCCAGCAUCUGAAUGGGAAUACUUCUUACAAGAUGCACAGUGCUCUCUGGUUUUGGUGAGCCAGACAUAUCAUGAUAAGAUAGCACCAGUCGCUGAAAAACUCGGAAUCAAGCUCAAGGUUUUUUCAAGAAGUGAGUUUGGCAAAGAUUUUGAAAGGAACCGGUGGUAUCAGCCAGAUUUUGCUUCCAACCCAAAGAAAGUAAAGAGGGUAUACAAAGAGAGAAAAAAGCGGUGGUUUGAUAUGCCCCAGGAGCUUGUGAUGAAAAAACCUGCAUUGAUUGUAUACACUAGUGGAACAACUGGACCACCCAAGGGUGUGGUUCUUACUCAUGGGAACAUCUCAGCUAUGGUGUAUAGCAUGAUUCAUUGCUGGGGGUGGACUUCUAAUGAUGUGAUACUGCAUGUUCUACCAUUGCAUCAUGUACAUGGAAUUAUUAAUAUACUGUACACAUCUCUGGCUAGUGGCGCCACCUGUGUGAUGGAACCCAAAUUUGACGCUCAAAGGGUAUGGGAUCUUCUAACUUUGCCAUCCAUUAAGCACCUAAACCGCAAUAUCAAUCUUUUCAUGGCUGUACCAACCAUCUAUGCCAAGCUGAUAGAGUAUUUUGAAAAGAAUAUCAGUAAUCCAAAUGCAUCUUUAACUGUUGAAUUCAUUAAGCUCACAACAUCUUUAAAAAUUAGACUAAUGGUCAGUGGCUCAGCAGCCUUGCCCCAGCCUAUUAGUGAGAAGUGGGAGAAGAUUACUGGACAUAAUUUACUAGAACGCUAUGGGAUGACAGAAGUAGGCAUGGCUCUUUCCAAUCCUUUACGUGGUCACAGAAUCCCAGGUUCAGUUGGUAAACCCAUGCCUUAUGUUGAAGUACGUAUUGUCAAACCAAAUGUGUACAGCUCUCUAGGCUACGACAUUUUGGCUGAGGGAAAUUCAAGGCUCACUUUUGUCACACCAGGUUCAGAGGGUGAAAUUGGAGACCUGCUUGUGAAAGGACCUACUGUUUUUCAUAAAUACUGGAAUAAACCAGAAGCUACUGCAGAAUCAUUCACUAAAGAUGGGUGGUUUAAAACUGGAGACACUGCUGUAUACAAAAAUGGUGUUUAUUCGAUAAUUGGACGCACAUCAGUGGAUGUGAUCAAGAGUGGUGGAUACAAGAUUAGUGCGCUUGAUGUUGAGCGCCACCUGCUGGCACAUCCUGACAUCUCUGACUGUGCAGUCGUUGGUCUGUCAGAUGUAACUUGGGGACAAAAGGUUGCAGCUGUUAUUGUGCAGAAAUCUGACUCCAAAUUAGAUUUGGCAACUCUACGUGAAUGGGCGAGGGAUCGCUUACCACCAUAUCAAAUUCCAACUGUUUUAAAGUGCCUUGAAGAAAUUCCCCGCAAUGCUAUGGGUAAAGUCAAUAAAAAAGAGCUCAUCAGCUUAGUCUUCCCAGAGUAUGCUAAGAAAAAAUGGUUUUAAGUUGUAAUUAUGCUGUGGUACACUGAAAGGUUGAGAAGAGUUUUAUUUAAGUAUUGGGAGCAAUUUUUUAUUCUUUUUUGUUACCAAGCUGUUUAUUUGAAACUAUUGUAAGAUUCAAUUUAAUUAGAGAAAACAUUUAACUGCCAGUAUUUGUAAAUAUAAGUUCAGUUUUUACUGACCAUGUACCUGGUUAGGUUUAACUAUUUUUUUUAAUCUUAGAUAUCACCAACUAAAGCCAAUACAGUAGAGUAUUUCUAAUUUGGUAUAAAAUUAGCUUUCAUAUGGCUCAUACACUGGUUUUUCUAUAUGAGAAAGUAAAAUGACCUCAGUGCAAUUUUAUCAAAUAUGUUUACAGGAUCUGUCUUGUUUUUUAAGUAAAAAUACCUACAAUCUGAAUUAGAAUUUUUUUAAUAGCAGAAAUGUGCCUGAUCAGAAAAAAAGUGUUACUUAUUUAAAUUUAAUGUAUUUGGUAAUUAUAUUUAUUUGUUACAUUUUUUAUUAUGUGUUGAUGUAAUUUUUUUGUUUGGAAUGCCAGUAUUUGAACAGCGCAAUUAUCAGUCAAUUUGAAGGUUGUUAAUUAUCCAGAUGUUUGCCCACUAUCUGUUCUUGGUAAAAGAUAUAUAUAUAUAUAUAAACAGGGUUUAUAUUUUCUUUGUAAUUUAUUUUACAAAGGUUGUAGAAUUCCUGAAAUUUUACAAUAUAUAUCAAUAGUGUUAUGGGUAGUGUAUACAGCAUGUAUUUCAGCACAUAAUUUUUAAAGAUUUGUUUAGAAGCUAAUAAUAGUAUAAAGAAUUGUAUUAUUAUUUUUACUGACUUGUUUUUUCCCCCAAAAUGUUGACUUGCUGUAUUAAGAACCAUUGAUUAAAGGUAUGUCUUUUAUUUGAAAUUUCUUGCUCUUACAGUGUCCUUAUAAGUGGUUAAACUAUGUUGAUCAACAUAUCCAUAUCUCAUGUUUUGAAAUUAAGUUUUUGUUUUAUAUUUAUCAUUUGUUAAAUAUCUUGGCAUUAACUAGUCUCAGCAUUUUAUUGCCUAAUGACAUGGUUUGUUAAACCACAAACUUUGAAUAUUAUUACCCAGUAAUAUGAUACAUGUAACUGAUCUUCUCACUCAUAUUUAAACAAUAAACAUUUUUAAAACCACCUUAUUCAUAUUAAUCAAGAAUAUUUUUUUAAAAUCUUGACCUAUUUGUUUGUGAUUUUUAAUUAUCAUUUAAUAUUCAUAAAAACAGAAUUUUAAAUUAAGCGCACUUAUGAGGCCUGAGGUUUUUAGAUGACUUGACUUAUUCUUUUGUGGCCCCUGAGGAGCAAAGGGCUGCACCUCUCCACAGGACUCAGUUUUGUGCCCAUGUAAGCCCAGAAGCCCUCUCCUUCCAUUAGACAGAACACUUACUUUUUAAAAGUUCAGACUGUGAUAUUUAUUUAAAAAUCACAUUUAAGCCAUUUAUAUUUAUGAAAUGUGCUAGUAUCUACAGAA
This is a messenger RNA of Physella acuta, 3610 nucleotides long. Its product is annotated as malonate--CoA ligase ACSF3, mitochondrial. Gene Ontology annotation, biological process: fatty acid metabolic process. The record is from RefSeq and is a predicted model, not a curated record. Gene Ontology annotation, molecular function: medium-chain fatty acid-CoA ligase activity. Lineage: Eukaryota; Metazoa; Mollusca; Gastropoda; Physidae.